Molecule: messenger RNA, 312 nt
Organism: Staurois parvus
Lineage: Eukaryota; Metazoa; Chordata; Amphibia; Anura; Ranidae
Source: the annotation of a GenBank genome assembly
AUAUAGUGAAUGCAGGGUCCGGGGAGACCGGAUAUAGUGAAUGCAGGGUCCGGGGAGACCAGAUAUAGUGAAUGCAGAGUCCGGGGAGACCGGAUAUAGUGAAUGCAGGGUCUGGGGAGACCGUAUAUAGUGAAUGCAGGGUCCGGGGAGAACGGAUAUAGAGUGAAUGCAGGGUCUGUGGAGACCAGAUAUAGUGAAUGCAAGGGUCCGGGGAGACCGGAUAUAGUGAAUGCAGGGUCCGGGGAGACCAGAUAUAGUGAAUGCUGGGUCCGGGGAGACCAGAUAUAGUGAAUGCAGGGUCCAGGGAGACCA